Lichtheimia ornata is the source of this 591-nucleotide messenger RNA. RefSeq lists its product as uncharacterized. The transcript has 7 exons. NCBI's taxonomy places the organism in Eukaryota, Fungi, Mucoromycota, Mucoromycetes, Mucorales, Lichtheimiaceae. Gene Ontology annotation, molecular function: protein binding; Rho GDP-dissociation inhibitor activity. Bases 1 to 591 code for a protein of 196 amino acids. Gene Ontology annotation, cellular component: membrane; cytoplasm; cytosol. The record is from RefSeq and is a predicted model, not a curated record. Gene Ontology annotation, biological process: Rho protein signal transduction.
AUGACCGACCAUCACGAAGAAGACGACUUUGCUCCUACCCAAACUGCUGGCUAUAAGCCCGGUGAAAAGAAGACUAUGGAAGAAUACCAAAACCUUGACGCCCAAGACGAGUCUUUGAACAAGUGGAAGGAGUCCUUGGGUUUGAAGGCUGGUGCUUCUGCUGGUCCUACCGACGAUCCCCGUAACGUUGUUGUUGAGUACAUUGCUCUCGAAGUGGAGGGUCGUGAAGAUGUGAAGGUCGACUUGUCCACUGCAGAUGCCAUUGAGAAGGCCAAGAGUGCUCCAUUUACCAUCAAAGAAGGUGUUGAAUACCGUAUGAAGGUCAAAUUCCGUGUCCAACAUGAAGUUGUCUCAGGUCUCAAGUACUUGCAAGUUGUCAAGCGCAAGGGUGUCCGAGUGGACAAGACUGAGGAGAUGAUUGGUAGCUAUGGCCCUGCACCCGACGCCUAUGAGAAGAAGUUCCAGUUGGAGGAAGCUCCUUCGGGUCUUCUUGCACGUGGUCACUAUGACGCAAAGAGCAAAUUUGUUGACGAUGACGGUGUUACCCACGUUGAAUGGAACUGGUCUUUUGAUAUCAAGAAGGAUUGGUAG